Oreochromis niloticus (Nile tilapia) is the source of this 1753-nucleotide messenger RNA. Its product is annotated as zinc finger protein 98-like. Gene Ontology annotation, molecular function: RNA polymerase II cis-regulatory region sequence-specific DNA binding; DNA-binding transcription factor activity, RNA polymerase II-specific. The coding region runs from base 1 to 1095 and encodes 364 amino acids. Gene Ontology annotation, biological process: regulation of DNA-templated transcription. The transcript is spliced from 2 exons. The record is from RefSeq and is a predicted model, not a curated record. Lineage: Eukaryota; Metazoa; Chordata; Actinopteri; Cichliformes; Cichlidae.
AUGACUUCAAGACAAAAGGACCAACAUGGAGCAAGAAGUCAGCGCUUUCAGGAGGCCGACAAACCUCACAGAAGAAAGGGAGAGAAAACCUACAGCUGUGACUUGUGUGGAAAGUCUUUUACCCUGGCUCAAAGCCUAAAAAGACACGAAGUCAUCCACAGUGGAGUUAAACCUUACAGCUGUGACUUGUGUGGAAAAUCUUUUACCCAGGCUGGACACUUAAAAACUCACCAACUCAUCCACAGUGGAGUUAAACGUUACAGCUGUGACUUGUGUGGAAAGUCUUUUACCCUGGCUGGAGACUUAAAAACACACCAAUUCAUCCACAGUGGAGUUAAACCUUACAGCUGUGACUUGUGUGGAACGUCUUUUACCCGGGCUGGAGACUUAAAAAGACACCAACUCAUCCACAGUGGAGUUAAACCUUACAGCUGUGACUUGUGUGGAAAGUCUUUUACCCAGGCUGGAGACUUAAAAAGACACCAACUCAUCCACAAUGGAUUUAAACCUUGCAGCUGUGACUUGUGUGGAAAGUCUUUUACCCUGGCUGGAGACUUAAAAAGACACCAAGUCAUCCACAGUGGAGUUAAACCUUACAACUGUGAGUUUUGUGGAAAGUCUUUUACCCAGGCUGGAAACUUAAAAAAACACCAACUCAUCCACAGUGGAGUUAAACCUUACAGCUGUGACUUGUGUGGAAAGUCUUUUACCCGGGCUGCACACUUAAAAGGACACCAAAUCACCCAUAGUGGAUUUAAAGCACACAGCUGUGAGUUGUGUGGUAAGGCUUUUGCUCAAAAUGGCGGUUUACAGAGGCAUCUAGUUACCCACUCUGGAAUUAAGGCGUACAGCUGCGACUUUUGUGGAAAAAGUUUCAGCGACAAACACUACCGAAAUAUUCACUUACGGAUUCACACUGGAAAUGAUGUUUCCUGCUGUGAUCAAUGUGGGAAACUGUUUACAACAGAUGCACAGUUACAACGACACAUGUUUAGCCACACUGAGGAGAGACCUUACAAAUGUGACCUGUGUGAGAAGACUUGUAAAUCUCCACAUCAGCUGAAUCAACACCAACAGAUCCACACCAGAAAAUAACACUACAAGUGCAGUUACUGUGAGGAUGUAUUUAUUUUUAUCUUGUAAUUGUAACCUGAGUGUUUGGAACAAGUCUGAUCAGUAAACUUAUGGAGUUAUACUGAAUGAACUGUUUGGAAAAAUGAAGAAUCAUUUUCUCUCAGUAAGCUGAGUGUUGUAAUGUAAACAGUAAAAUGUAAUUGGACAUUGGCAGAGAUGCUCUUUAUUUCAGGCGACGUUCAGGAUAAAAAUGUUGAAGGAAUUCCCUGAUUUACACUGUCUUUGUUUAGAAGCGGAUUGACACAGAUAGAUCGAGUUCUCAGCCAUGUCACCACUGUGGUGGUGGGAAAGAGUUUCUUUCUUCUUUCUUUCAUCAUUUUCUCCCCAAACUACAAAUGUUUUCACAGCAGUUGCUCUUAAAACCUCCAAAAUGAACUAAAUCCGUCCACCAGCUUUGAAACAACACCUGCUGUGACUUUAUGUCCAGAAAAAAGAAACUCAAGCUAAACUGGUUUUGGGCUGUACUUCCAUAUAAUACCAGUUUGUACCAGAAGAUGAAGCAGUGAGUCAGUGUAACCUUUAUUUAAUUGGGCAAAGACCACAUUCGUAUUCACAGUGGCAGCAAAGAAAUGUUGAAAGUUAAAAACAGCAGCACACAUCAGGACCAUUUUAAAGAUCA